AUGCCUGCUGCCGGUUUUAUUGAGAUGGCACUGGAAUAUGGGGCUACGACCUUGAUGAAUGUGGACAUGCGAAGCAUCCUGUCCUUGUCGUCCGAGAGGCCCAUGAAGGUUGAUAUCUCCCGCGAUGGCUUCCUUUGGGCUGUGAAGACUUCGAUUUCGUCCAGUCAUGCCGCUUCGGCGCCGACAUUCCCGCCAUACGUCAACGAUGCGAAGGGUAUACUGGAUCCUGUGACGUUCUAUCAUUCACUUGCGUACUUCUCUGCGUACGGUGCGUGCUUCCGUAGAGUCACGGAAGUCUUUUAUGGCUAUCACGAGGCCUUGGUAUCGAUCAAGGGUAUGGACGAUGCGUUAGAGCGUGAUGGACGUUAUUUGCUGCAUCCGGCCAUUCUGGACGCCUGCCUGCACAUCACCUCUUAUAGGCCAUUUCAUGGGGACCAUGGCCCGAACAACUACUACUUGCCCGCGCACGUCGACGCUGUCAUUCUUCAUUGCCCUCCUCGGGCUCACUUCUUCCCCGAGCAUAUCUAUACGCACACCGUUCUGAAGAAAUGGACACCUUCGUCCGUGUUCUAUGAUAUCAUCAUUGCGGAUGAUGCUGGCACACCCUUAUGCACGUUAGAAGGACUCGAGGUUGCGAAACAUCAAUUUAACCCACCACCAGAAGAUCUGAUACCAUAUGAUGUCGGGCUACAACGAUCUGUCCUACCUUUGCUGUCGGAUACUAGAGACAAAGUCAAUGGGCACAAGCUUGAUCAAUUUAACGGGAAUGCAGCCUCCACUAAGCAGCACGAGGAUCAAUGCGCAGAUGCCGUGAUUGACCACAUCAGUGCAUUACGGGAAGUUGUAGAGCAGGUCUCAAGACAGAGCGGAAGUGUUGUUCGCCUCCUCGCCCACGGGACUGAGUUCCCACGUACCGACCAUUUCACCCACUUACUCGAUGGAUUCCCUCUGCUCUUAUUUGAUAUCUCCGCGCAACCUGGUCGAGCUUCCCAGGACGUGAGCCCACGGCGAGGAACUGUCAGGACCUCAAACAUCGAUCUUGCCAACCUUGGGAGCAAUCACCCUGCGUACUUCGAUAUCAUAUCUACGUUCCUUCCCGAGGGCGAUCCGUAUGUCGCGCAGCUGAGCCGUAUACUCGUCCCUGGUGGUUUAUUGGUCCUCACGACGCGGUCAGACCUACCGGUUGUGAACGGUCACAAGGCGCAUGGGAUCGAACGACUUUCUCAAGCGCUACAUGAUGCGGGAUUAACAAUUCGGCGAACGCUGAUCGCACCAGGUGGAUCAUCUCCGACCUUUACCGCUUGGUGCCAAAGGACCGAGAGUUCCGCAGACGGCGUACCGGCACCACCUGUGUUCGAUCCCGACGAAGCGUUCGUAUUCCACUAUGCCCAAGGGCAUGAGAUGGACCUGCAGUGGGACUUCAGUGGUCUGGACCCUGUGGACGCCUUGGACGUUUGGGUUCUCGUCGCCGAAGGUCGUGAUGGGGGUGCCGCACUCGGGCUUGUCCGGGCUCUGCGACUGGAGUAUCUGUCAUGGACAAUCCACGUCGUUGUGUUCCCCCUGACUCUUCUUAUGGCGACGAGGCCUCGCGAGAAGAGUGGGCAGAUAGCUGACCAGAUGGAUCCUGGCGUGGAAUGCGAAGGCAGCAUCCUUCUCGAGGUGCAGGGCGUAUCUGGUAGCGCUAUAGUCAAGGGUGUUCUCGGGUUGGAAAUGAACAGAAGCAACUCGUGGACAAGCACAAACCCCAACAAUGGACCCGUCGUCGCCAUUGCCCAAGGUCCAGUGGGAAAGUAUGUCACCGUUCGCAGAGAGGCCACUUCCCGCCUCUCUCCGCGUUUGAAUCGACAUUCGACCAUGAUAAUGCAGUGCAUACCAAGCGUCGUAGCUGGCAUCCUUGCGCAAGGCACGCACACGUUCUCCAACGACAAGAGGUGCCGAGGUCUCCGAGUGCUCGUCACGCAUUCAGAUACCGCCACCGGCAUGACAGUCAUCUGGAUGUACCGCAGGCAGGGCAUAACUGUUGUCGGGCUUCCGGCGGACGCGACGCCCCUGCAUCUGUCCUCCGCUCUUCGCAGUGGAUUCAACCUGGUCGUGUCCGGAUACACGGAUCCUUCUUAUAUUCAACUCCUCAGGUCUGCGUCGUGCCCGAAAGGCGGGAAGAUGUAUUUCUGGGACGACCCGCACGAGGGAUUAGCUUGGGCACUGCGGAACGACCUGUGGUCAGUACAGGAUGCACUAGAGCUCGCGCUCACCUUCCUAGAGGAGCGUACGGAUGACUUGGAGGAGAGUCUGCCGACCGUUGAGCCGCGGACGGCAACCUUCAGCCCGCACAAGACCUACCUCGUCCUGGGUGGCAUCGGGAACCUGGGGGCGCACGUCGCCUGGAUGUUAUACAGACACGGCGCUCGACGCCUCGUAGUCACGUCCCGUCGGGGCGCAGCCAGCCUGCAGACGACGUCCAACCGUCUCGUCCGGCGCACAUUCGAGUACCUGCGGUCCCUCCCUGACCUAGACCUGCGUCUCUCAGCAACCAACGCUUCCGACAUCGAGAGUAUGGCUGAGCUGCUCCGCGGGAUCCCAGAGGAGGCACCGCUUGCGGGGUGCAUAGUCCUCACGGCCGCACUGUCCGACCGAACGUUUGCACGGCUCGAGGAGGCAGACUUCGCAAGCGUAUACGAGUCGAAGAUUGGUGUGGUUGACACGCUCCGUGAGUGCGUCGAUGUCGGGGCAUUGGAGUUCCUCGUCCGUUCUCAUCCGUGGCGGGCCUCUUUGGAAAUGGAGGGCAGACGAACUACUGCGCCCAACACGGCGAUGGAGGAGCAGGUCUCUGCGUAUCCGAACGCAUUCGCCUUCGUCUGUCCGGGGAUCAUCGACUCCACGAUGAUGCGCUCGAGCGAACUGGGCGAGUCAGGCAAAGUCGCACAGCUUGAGCAGUUCGCCCAGUGGGGCAUCACGGCGGAAGACAUGAUCCUGUGGCUGGAAGACGCCCUCGCUCGCUUCCAAGCCGGCGAGCGGUUCGCGCGGUAUGUACCGACAGUCGACUGGUACGCGCUCGAGCGCACGCGGGGCAUGCCCCUUCUCGGACGACACCUUCUAUCUACUCCGCUGACGCGGUCGGGCUCGUCAGCCGCGGCCCCGGGGCGAAUGGUGGGGGCGGCAGACGAGGGAGGCGACGUGGGCAUACGGAUGGCGGCGAUCGUACGCGGGGUGCUGGGCGUCGCCGCGGAGGACUUCUCGCCGGAGACGCCGUUCACGGCGUAUGGCGUCGACUCGCUGUCCGCAGCGCGGCUCGCAUUCAUGCUGCGCCCGUUGGUGGAGGUGACGCAGCUGCAGCUGUUGGCGGACAUGUCGUUGGAAGGGCUGGAGGUGCUUGCGGGGAAGGGGAAGAAGGAGGAAGGGGUAUAG
Messenger RNA from Fomitopsis serialis, 3405 nucleotides. Its product is annotated as KR domain-containing protein. NCBI's taxonomy places the organism in Eukaryota, Fungi, Basidiomycota, Agaricomycetes, Polyporales, Fomitopsidaceae. Gene Ontology annotation, biological process: fatty acid biosynthetic process. The transcript has 13 exons. The record is from RefSeq and is a predicted model, not a curated record. Bases 1 to 3405 code for a protein of 1134 amino acids. Gene Ontology annotation, molecular function: fatty acid synthase activity.